Messenger RNA from Acanthoscelides obtectus, 330 nucleotides. The record is from the annotation of a GenBank genome assembly. NCBI's taxonomy places the organism in Eukaryota, Metazoa, Arthropoda, Insecta, Coleoptera, Chrysomelidae.
GUGGAAAUAGGCUACAUUUUAUUAUUACAAAAAAUGACAUCUGGAGAAUAUAUAUUCAAUCGUCGUCGUCGUCAUCAUUUCUUUGUUGACCCAGCACAGGAAUAUUUUUAUAAAAAUCAUGAAAUGUUUCUGGUAUCCAUUGCAGAAUCACGAGAAGAUGAUCGUGCUUUUUGGGGUUUGACGCGGCGAACAUAGUUCUAGUGGAUCUAUUCAUGUUUACCAUUUUGUAGUUCUCUUGGAAUAUGUCUGUUUUAGUCUGAGUAUCCCUGGAUCCUGUUUUCGAACCUCAAGCCACACCGCUGAUGACAUUAAAAAGGUUUCUUUAGCUAC